This is a messenger RNA of Trifolium pratense (red clover), 2627 nucleotides long. Its product is annotated as 3-hydroxy-3-methylglutaryl-coenzyme A reductase 1-like. Gene Ontology annotation, cellular component: peroxisomal membrane; endoplasmic reticulum membrane. Bases 188 to 1891 code for a protein of 567 amino acids. Gene Ontology annotation, biological process: coenzyme A metabolic process; sterol biosynthetic process; isoprenoid biosynthetic process. The transcript has 3 exons. Lineage: Eukaryota; Viridiplantae; Streptophyta; Magnoliopsida; Fabales; Fabaceae. Gene Ontology annotation, molecular function: protein binding; hydroxymethylglutaryl-CoA reductase (NADPH) activity. The record is from RefSeq and is a predicted model, not a curated record.
CUUCCUCACUCUCAGUCUCAAGUCUCAGUCUCUGUUCUAUAAAUAGCAUUCUAAAUCUUUGCAUUCAAUUUCAAGCUUCAACCAAUUGUUCAAUUUCAAAUUCUCUCCUUUCUUUCUCUUCCUUUUCUUUCUAUCCAUAUUCCAUUCCAUCGUUCAAAUUUCAAAUUCUUCACUUAACCGGAGGGAAAUGGAACUUCACCGGAAAACUGUGAACGCCGUCGUAGCUUCUGAUUCAAAAACAAAGAACAAAAAGCAGCAGAGUUCACAGUCACAACAAACUUCACUUUACUUAACAAAUGCUGUUUUCUUCACUUUCUUCUUCUCCGUCGCUUACUUUCUUCUUCACCAGUGGCGUGAUAAGAUCCGAACCUCUACACCUUUACAUAUCCUCACAAUCUCUGAGAUUGCAGCUGGUGUUUCCCUCAUCUUUUCUGUCAUUUACCUUAUGUCUUUCUUCGGCAUUGGUAUCAUCUUUCAGUCAUCUGCAGUUCAUUAUGAUGAAGAAGAAGAUGAAGCUCACAUUGCAAAAAACUCCGGUUCAUGUCUUGCCGGAGUCUCGCCGGAGAAACCUGCACUACCGCCGAAAAUCUCCGUAAAAAAAGUUGAUCUGGCACCGGUGCCGGAAGUGAUACUUUCCUCCGAUGACAAGGAGAUUGUCCGUGCGGUGGUAUCAGGUUCAAUUCCGUCAUACUCGCUUGAGUCCAAGCUCGGAGAUUGCAAACGUGCGGCGGCUAUUAGGAACCAAGUGGUGGAGAGAGUUACUGGAAGGUCACUUGAGGGUUUACCAAUGGAAGGUUUUGAUUAUGAUUCUAUAUUAGGACAGUGUUGUGAAAUGCCGAUAGGAUUUGUUCAGAUUCCGGUGGGAGUUGCCGGUCCUUUGUUGCUCGACGGUAAAGAGUACACGGUGCCGAUGGCAACUACUGAAGGUUGUUUGGUUGCAAGUACUAACAGAGGCUGUAAAGCUAUUUAUGUUUCCGGUGGUGCUUCCGCUGUUGUCCUCCGUGAUGGCAUGACUAGAGCCCCCGUUGUUAGAUUCAACUCCGCCAAAAGAGCUUCUCAGUUAAAGUUCUUUUUAGAAGAUUCUCAAAAUUUUGAUUCCCUCUCUCACAUUUUCAACAAGUCAAGUAGAUUUGCGAGAUUACAGAGUAUUAAAGCUACUAUGGCAGGAAAGAAUUUGUACAUUAGAUUCACUUGUUCAACCGGUGAUGCAAUGGGAAUGAACAUGGUAUCAAAAGGUGUUCAAAAUGUACUUGAUUUUCUUCAAAGUGAUUUUCCUGAUAUGGAUGUCAUUGGCAUAUCAGGCAACUUUUGUUCGGACAAGAAAGCUGCGGCGGUGAAUUGGAUUGAAGGGAGAGGGAAAUCUGUGGUGUGUGAGGCUGUAAUUAAGGAAGAGGUGGUGAAAAAAGUGCUGAAGUCUAGUGUUAAGUCUUUGGUUGAGCUUAACAUGCUCAAAAACCUUACUGGUUCAGCCAUGGCUGGUGCUCUUGGCGGAUUCAACGCACAUUCUAGUAAUAUUGUUUCUGCUAUUUACUUGGCUACGGGUCAAGAUCCAGCUCAGAAUGUUGAGAGUUCUCACUGUAUGACCAUGAUGGAAGCUGUGAAUGAUGGCAAAGACCUUCAUAUCUCUGUCACUAUGCCUUGCAUUGAGGUGGGCACAGUAGGAGGGGGCACACAACUUGCAUCACAAUCAGCUUGUUUGAAUUUACUCGGUGUUAAGGGUGCUAGUAAAGAGUCACCAGGAGCAAAUUCUAGGACACUUGCAACUAUUGUAGCGGGUUCGGUCCUUGCCGGAGAACUCUCACUGAUGUCUGCAAUUGCAGCCGGGCAGCUUGUUAAGAGUCACAUGAAAUACAACAGGUCUAGUAAAGAUGUCUCCAAAGUUGCUUCAUGAGUUGGCCAUUUGACAAUACCAGAACUGUGUCAUAAACAUGCAUGUAUUGUAAGGAAUAUAAGAAUAAGAAUUUUCAAUGUAGGAGUAUAAAUUAUUUUUAAAAGGGCCGUAAUUGGUGGUAUCGGUGGUGACAUAUCUAUCUGCAAUCUAGUGUUCAUUAAUGUAUGGCCCAUGUGAGGGAUCAUAUAUUUCUGAAGUUGUACAGAAGGAAUUAACCAAGACUUGGUUUGAUUUUUUUUUCCGCCUUCACAUGACACCUUUGUUUUGUAGCCCUUCUCUUAACGGUCUCUGUUUGUCUUGUGCAGACAGAAACCUGGUUUAUUAAUAAUAUAUUUGUUGUUAAAAAAAAAAGUUUGAUUAUUUUUUUCUUUUUUAAUUAAAAUAUCAUUAAUGUUGUUGUAUGUCUCAAAAUUCUCUUCUAAAGCUCAAAGAUGUGGUACUUAAAUAAUAUGCGAUUUUGUAUUCUUAGCUCUUACACAUACAAAAAUAUCAGUAGAUUUUAUUAUUUUUAUGAUUUUUCUUUUUUAAUUCAUGAAUGUAUACAUUCUUGAAUGAUUUCCCUGGGUUUGUAGAGUUAUUGAAAUGCAUGUGCCAUCUCCUAGUAUGGUUUGUGUAUUCUAGUUUCAAGUGUAGAGAUUUAUGUGCAAAAGGCUUUAUCUUGUUGUAAAUAUAAGACUUCUUCGAAUAAAGCACUAGAAUUAGACGUGAUUAUCCAAUCCUAUAUCAUCUUUUAGAA